AUGAUACAGCUCUUAGAAUCUUUGCAGAAGGAUGUCCACAGCUUUAUACAUCAGAAACCCAUCAUAAAGGAUGGGCCCGAUGUACAGUUAUUAAAGGAUUCCUUACACAGUAAAGAACUGGAACUGGAUAGACUCUCUAGCAAUCAAGAAAAACUUCAAGAGAAGGUUCGCUUUCAGAGUGCAAAUCUGGAACGUCUACAGCAAGCAGAGCUUCACCACCAGCAGACAAUAGAGUCUCUCUCAAGGGAUCUGAAGGAGGCACAGAGCACACUCAGAGAAAAGGAUGAGAGAAUUCAUGAAGUAACACUCAAGACAGCCAGUCAGAAUGAUGAUUCCUCAAGGAUACGUCAGGAGAACUUCCGCCUUAGCUCAGAGAAUGGCAAGCUCUCAGCACUGUUACAAGCAGAGCAACACCAGAGGCAAUGGUAUGAAGGUGAGCUGCAUGGCCUGAAGGAAGCUAAGGAUAUUUCUGAGGCCAGAGUUCAAGAGUUGAUCCAACUCUUACAAAUGCCACGACAGCAACCUCCCAUGCUCCGCACUCCUCCGACAGGCAGAGACAAUGAUGAUGACAGUCUUGCAGAUAAAAAGAAAGAGAUCAGGAAACUGGAAGAGGAAAAGUUGGAAGCAGAAAACCAAUAUAAGGAAGAGUGCAGUAGAGCUCAGCGUUUGGAACUGCGAAAUUCCAAAGGUGAACUUGAGAAGCAGCUCAGGAAGACCAAGGACAGUCUUGCACAGCUCCAGCAAGGUAUUCAGGAAGCUACACAACAUCAAGAAUCUCUACAGGAUCUGACUGCUCAAAAGAAAGAGCUAGAGGCUGAAAUCAGAAAUAGUAAUGACACCAUAGAAACUCUCAGGAAGAAAAUAGAGAGUAUAAACCAAGAGAAGCUGCAGCUGAAACAGGAAGUCAUGAUGCUGAAAGGAGAGAAGCUAUCCUUUGAACUGAUCAGGCAGGAGAAGGAGCUUGCUGAGCAGAUGCAAAAGAGAGCAGAAGAGCAGUUGAUGGAGUUGCAGAGGAAGAUUCCCAGAGAAUAUGUGCCAAAAGCAACACUCCUUCACCUUCAGGCUGAGAUUGAGAGCAAAUGUCAGCUUGAGUUGAGCAACAAACUUGCUGAACUAAACCAGCUCAUUGAUCAACAGAGUCAACAACAGCAGUCCCAAGCCAAAGUCAAAGAAUCUCAAGAGCAGGGACUAAGGAACGAAAUCUCGAGGUUAUCCGAGGAAAUAAUACGCCUCCGUGCAAAACUGAGUGUGUAUAGUGAGGAGGAAGACACAUGGAAAACACGGCACAACAGACUUAUGGAUCUCUACCAACAUGAAGUGCAGACUAAACAUAACCACAUCCACAAAAACACACAGUUAAAUAAACCCAAAGAAGAAUCCGUAUCCAUCAACCUCCGUGAGAUUAAUGCUCACUUGCAGACACCCUUUGCCUCCUCAACUUUUUUGGGGCAGCUAACACCACCCUCGUCACUGCACCUUCCAAAGGCUCCUAGCAAUAUUGACAGUUACCAUUAUACCCACUCAGACACACUGGAUCGAACCCUCAACAAGUACCUGAGUUCGGUAGAUGAAAGGCCAAGGUCCGUGAGAAUUGACGACAAACCCCAAACCAGAACAUCGCAUGUCCAGCCUCCUCCCACACUUUGGCGGAAGGAGCAGGUGCCGACCCUUGACCAAUCCUGUGAAGAUUACGUUGACCUUCUAAGGAAGAAGUAUGGUCUUUGAUGGAAAGUGUGCUUUUGUACUCCAUGUAAUUGAUAUUGAAAUGGGUUAGAUUGUAAGGAUGGUUUGUAUUGCAGCAAUUACUGUGGUUUUACAAGUCAUCUGAAUGCAUUUUUUAGUGCAUCCUAUCAUGCAUUUGUUUAAUGGGUGAUUGCAUAUGUUUUAUUUUUUAAUAUUUGUAUUUUUUAUUAACUGUGCUAUGAAUAGUCCUCUACCUCUUGGUGUAAUUAGAAGCCGUCCAUAUAAAUGAUUAAUUAAUGAUGCUGUCCUUAAUGUGUCUGAAUUAAUAUUUUUUGUUAGAAAUUUUUAAUAGAUGAAGUUAAUGUUAUGAAAUGUGUAUUCCUCUAUAAUCAGAGAAGAAUAAAUGAUUCCCUUUUUUUCUAAUUAACUACACUACUUUUUUAAUGACACAAAAUUAGUCUGUAUUAUCAACAGUAUGUAUUAACCCCUCUUGAAUAGGCUUAAGGUGAGUGUAACGGCCACAAUGAAGCACAUUUUUGACCCAUCUGGGUUUCAAAAAAUGUCACCAUUAUAAAGAUAAUUGGUAAUGAUUAAGAAAGACUGGAAAUUUAUGCAUUUAAUCAUUGACUUUGAGGGGUUACAUACAAUCCAUAUAAAUUAAGAUCUUUCUCAUCCACUGCCCUUGUCACGGGAAUCUCAAAAUGUGAAAAUUAUAAAAUUUUCAAAUAUUCAAUGCUGUGUUGAAGAGUGCCAUAAAAUGUUAAUAGAGGACAAAACUUUCCUUUAUUAAAAUUGCCUUUUGAAAGAUCCAGACUUUAUAUUUAUAUAUAUUUUUUUCUUCAUAAAGAGCAGCUUUCAAAGGUUACCAAAUUGUAAGAUAUACUUUUUUCUCUCUCUUAAUUAAAUCAAUUUUGAAUCCAAUUUUGAUAGAUCUGAUGUACCUUGCAUAUCUAAGUACAUGUCUUGUUUUAAUUUUAUAGUGAAGUUGUAAUUCAUGUGAUGACAAUAUAAGUUUUAUAUAUAUAAUGUUAUGUAAAUAAUAUUUGCUUUCAAUUUUGUUCUCUUAUAAAAUAAUGUAAAUUACUUCAAUUAUAUAAAAAAUUAGUGAAAAUGAUAAAGGUCAUAAUAUCCUUAAGAAUGGUAAAUACAUUUGAACUUUCAUUUCUGGACAUUAUAUAAGAAUGUUGCAUUGCUUGUAUAUUCUACGUAUGUAACCUCACUAUAUGUAUUCAGUAAUACUACAACCUUAUUUUAUGUAUUCACCUAUAGUACUUUAACCUUAUUCUACUGUAAAACUGUAACCUUAUUGUAUUUAUUG
Penaeus vannamei (Pacific white shrimp) is the source of this 3001-nucleotide messenger RNA. The record is from RefSeq and is a predicted model, not a curated record. Lineage: Eukaryota; Metazoa; Arthropoda; Malacostraca; Decapoda; Penaeidae.